Ceratotherium simum simum (southern white rhinoceros) is the source of this 2937-nucleotide messenger RNA. RefSeq names its product tyrosine kinase non receptor 1 (gene TNK1). The record is from RefSeq and is a predicted model, not a curated record. Lineage: Eukaryota; Metazoa; Chordata; Mammalia; Perissodactyla; Rhinocerotidae. Gene Ontology annotation, biological process: protein phosphorylation. Gene Ontology annotation, molecular function: ATP binding; protein tyrosine kinase activity; protein binding.
UGUGAGGAGGGCAGGUUUGUCAGUGGUGAGGGGGUAGAGUACCUAGGUCUCGAGUAUGGGGAGCAUUCUUCCCAGGGUCUGUGUGUGUGAGAGGCAGGAUUCCUGGCUGUCUCUGAUGUGUCCCUCCCUCUGUACCUGAGUGUUUCUGACGGGUGGAGGGUGGAGGUGGCGACCACAUCUCUGGUGUCUGAGUGUCUCAGGUGCCUACCCUGGGCCAUGUGUCUGGAGGAGAGUGUGUCAUCCUUAGGAGUUCCUUCUCUAGACAUGCUCCCUGAGGUGGGCUCCGUGUGGCUGCUGCGGCUGCUCCGGGACAUCCAGCUGGCCCAAUUUUACCGACCCAUCCUUGAGGAGCUUAAUGUUACUCGGCCAGAACACUUUGACUUUGUGAGACCUGAGGACCUGGAUGGCAUUGGCAUGGGCCGGCCUGCUCAGCGCAGACUGGCUGAAGCUCUGAAGAAGCACCGUUCAGGGCUCAAGUCUAAAAACUGGGUCUACAAGAUCCUUGGGGGUUUUGCCCCUGAGCAGAAGGAGACCAUCCCACUCUCAGACAACACUUCGUCCCUCCCUGAGCCAGAGGGAGGGCUCAAGUGUCUGAUCCCAGACGGUGCUGUGUGCAGAGGGGAGCUGCUGGGCUCCGGCUGCUUUGGUGUGGUGCACCGAGGGCUGUGGACACUGCCCAGUGGCCAGAGCAUCCCAGUGGCUGUCAAGUCCCUGCGGGUGGGUCCAGAAGGCCCCAUGGGCACAGAGCUGGGGGACUUCCUUCGAGAGGUGUCCGUCAUGAUGAACUUGGAGCACCCACACGUGCUGCGCCUGCACGGCCUCGUCCUGGGCCAGCCUCUGCAGAUGGUGAUGGAGCUGGCGCCACUGGGCUCCCUGCACGCACGCCUGACCGCCCCAGCCCCUAUGCCCCUGCUGCCAGUGGCCCUGCUCUGCCUCUUCCUGCGGCAGUUGGCGGGGGCCAUGGCGUACCUGGGGGCCCGCGGGCUGGUGCACCGAGACCUCGCUACGCGCAACCUGCUGCUGGCUUCACCGCGAAUAAUCAAGGUGGCCGACUUCGGGCUGGUGCGGCCGCUGAGUGGUGCCCGUGGCCGCUACGUCAUGGGCGGACCCCGGCCCAUCCCCUAUGCCUGGUGUGCUCCAGAGAGCCUGCGCCAGGGGGCCUUCUCUUCUGCCUCGGAUGUGUGGAUGUUUGGGGUGACGCUGUGGGAGAUGUUCUCUGGGGGUGAGGAGCCCUGGGCCGGGGUCCCGCCAUACCUCAUCCUGCAGAAGCUGGAGAAGGACCGAGCCCGGCUGCCUAGGCCUCCCCUCUGUUCCAGGGCCCUCUACGCGCUCGCCUUGCGCUGCUGGGCCCUCCACCCUGCUGACCGGCCUAGCUUUUCCCACCUGGAGGGGCUGCUCCAAGAGGCCUGGCCUCCUGAGGGACGUUGUGUGAGGGAUGUCACAGAGCCAGGCGCCCUGAGAAUGGAGCCUGGGGACUCCAUCACUGUCAUCGAGGGCAGCCCCGACUCUGCAACAUGGAAGGGCCAGAACGGUCGCACAUUCAAAGUGGGCAGCUUCCCAGCCUCAGCAGUGAUGCUGGCAGAUGUGGGGGGCUCGCCAGCCACCCGUCCAGUCCACAGAGGCUCCCCUGCCCGGGGAGAGCGACACCAGGGAAACACAGACGGGGACAGGGCGAAGGCAAAGCUUCGGGAUCCACCUCGAGCCCGGGGCCAGAGAAGGAACGUGCCCCUGCAGGCGACGAAAGGCAUUUCCAAGAGUCUGGAAUCGGUUCUGUCCCUGGGCCCCCGCCCCACUGGGGGUGGUGCAAGCCCCCCUGAACUUCGACAUGCCAGAGCUGUGCCCCAGGGACCUCCAGGCCUGCCACCCCGCCCUCCCUUUGCCUCAAGCUCUUCUUCUCAGCCCAGCCAGUCCCCCAGGGAGCGGCCUCCCUGGCCCAAAAGAGAACCCCCACACAGUCACCCCAUGGGAGCGCCAGGAGCCAGCAAAGCUACUGCCCCCUCUGGAGGCCUCUCGCCUGACUCCGAGUUGCAGAGGAGGAUUAUGGAGAUGGAGCUGAGCGUGCAUGGAGUCACCCACCAGGAGUGCCAGGCAGCACUGAGGGCCACUGGGGGAGAUGUGGUUUCUGCCAUCCGGAACCUCAAGGUGGACCAGCUCUUCCACCUGAGUAGCCGAUCCAGAGCCGACUGCCGGCGCAUCCUCGAGCACUACCAGUGGGACCUCUCAGCUGCCAGUCGCUAUGUCCUGGCCCGGCCCUGAGCUCUACUCCCUUGGGCAUGGACAUCAGCAUGACCCAGGGCCUGGCCACUUGGGACCAAGCAGAACCAGAACAAAGUCCUGUCGGAGCAGACUUUCCCACCAGGGGACAUCUUGCUGUAGGCGGCACAGGAGGAGCCCAGGGCCAGGCACUGACAAGUGUCUCCUCCUACCCUGCCCCUUGGCCUCUGAGGGCUCAAGCUCCCUUGGCCGGGUCAUAGAAGGAUCUUAUCUACCCUGCCCACCACAUUCCCAACCAAGAGGAAGACUCGGAGGAACAGAGCUGCUACACAUCAUACCCACAGGAAACUUCUACUUGCUACAGAGAGUGAUCCAGUGGCCAUACUGGACCAUGGGAACAGCCAUCCUGAACUGCCGUCAGCUGCCACACUGCACUUUGGGAGCAGCUAUCUUGGAUGAUGGAAGCCUUACUGACUUGGGGCACAUGGCCCAAACUGCCUUGGCUUGGUCCGGGGCCAUCAUGGGUGAUGAAAGUUGCUCUCUUGGACUCAAAGACACUUGGUCCUGGCAGCAUGGAUUAUGAGAUGGGCCAGCACCCCCCAGCCCAGCUGUCAUAUUUCCCUUUGUUUCUUUCUACACCAAAUCUUUUUUCUACCCUCUCCCAUUACAUACGUUUUCCAGUGUCCAAAAAGUUACAAAGUUUAUAUGAAUAUAACAUACAAA